Heteronotia binoei (common prickly gecko) is the source of this 1358-nucleotide messenger RNA. It is a transcript of the gene DFFA, whose product is annotated as DNA fragmentation factor subunit alpha. Gene Ontology annotation, biological process: apoptotic process; regulation of apoptotic process. The transcript has 6 exons. The coding region runs from base 64 to 1029 and encodes 321 amino acids. The record is from RefSeq and is a predicted model, not a curated record. NCBI's taxonomy places the organism in Eukaryota, Metazoa, Chordata, Lepidosauria, Squamata, Gekkonidae.
UUGCUGAGGGCGGUGGGUGACUUUCCUGCUUACCAUCUCCAGAGCAGGAGCGAAAGCAAAGCAAUGACGGCGGCAGGGUGCGCGCUGUCCCUGUUGAAGCAAUGCCUGAUCAGGCGGAAUGGUCAACAGGAGCAGUACGGAGUGGCUGCCUCCUGCCUGCGGGAGCUGCAGAGCAAGGCUUGCAACCUCCUGGCGAUUGACAAGGGCUUAGAUUCCAUUACCUUGGUGUUGGCCGAGGAUGGCACUAUUGUGGACGACGAGGACUAUUUCUUGUGUCUGCCACCCAACACCAAGUUUGUGGUGUUGGCAAAGGAUGAGAAAUGGGCCAGCAGCAGUAUAGAUGGCGGCACGGCUUGGCUCGAGAGAGAGACCACCGAGAUCGACGGAGUGGACAGUGAGGGAGAGCGAUGGAGACACCUAGCCAGGCAACUGAAGGCUGACCUUUCCACCAUUAUCUUGAUGUCAGAGGAAGACCUCCAGGUGCUCAUCGAUGUGCCGUGCUCAGAACUGGCUCAGGAGCUUGCUGAGAGCCAGCCCAAAAUCCAAACUCUGCAAGACACCCUUCAGCAGGUGCUGGACAGGCGGGAGGAGGAGCGCCAAUCUCGGCAGCUUCUGGAACUCUACCUGCAGACGUUGAAAAAGGAGGACCAUGUUGUACCCACUACGGCUGAAGGGGAAGAAACCGCCACGGACGGAAAGGAUACAGUUGAUCUUGGGAGUAGCAGUGGAGGAUCUGCUCCCUCAGCUCCGCUUAGCAGCCACAUUUUGGCCCAACUCAGGGAAAAACCUGCUCCGGAACUGAGCCUGGCCAGUCAAGACUUGGAGCUGGUUUUCCAAGAUGACCCAGACUCCCUUGCUCUGGCUCUGAACUGGGACAAGCCAAAGACAGAGGCUUUGCAGGUGGCCUGCAGAGGAGAGCUUUCCCGGCGUCUGCAGCAGGUGCAGGCUCUGCACACUCUGAGGAGCGUCUCGAAGGGCAAAAAGAAGUUGCUGUGGGGGGAGUGGUUGAGCUCCAAGCGCAAGAAAUAGGAGGCCUUGGCAGCUGAGGCUUGAAGUGGCGAGGAAGUAGAGGCUCGUUCCGAGAAGAGCCCGGGUGGCUUUCUGUGCUUGGACUUUGUGCCUUGAUAAGCUAACAAUGGAGAAUGUCAGUGCAGCUCUUAAACCCAAAGUGUCAUUCAACCGAGUCAGCAGUACCUCGUGUAGCCAAAGGGCGUCUGUCAUCCCACAGGGCUCCAGUUCUUGAAGCACAGGGGUGGAAAUGCUACUUUGCCUUUCUUCCUGAAGAUUAUUUGGCACAAGCCUGGAAGGACCUGUCCGAACAAUCUCUGGAGAGUAUUAUUAAAAAAAAAUUGCUGUUU